Uranotaenia lowii is the source of this 5050-nucleotide messenger RNA. RefSeq lists its product as uncharacterized. The transcript has 4 exons. The record is from RefSeq and is a predicted model, not a curated record. The coding region runs from base 21 to 4991 and encodes 1656 amino acids. NCBI's taxonomy places the organism in Eukaryota, Metazoa, Arthropoda, Insecta, Diptera, Culicidae.
UGAAAGAGCCCUUUUUAGUUAUGGAGCAAUCAAAUUUAGAGGAAAAUUUUAAAUUUUCCUAUCGUGUAGCCAGGCAAUUUAUUUUCGAUUUGGCUGAUGAAGAUAAAGUAACAGCAACGCAAUGGUUACGUAAGUUGGCGUCAACGACAGACAACCCUGGCCUCCGUAACCACUACCUUAAUCUACUUUUGGUGAGUCUUCAGCAAGGUACGCUGGUCGGUCCGUUCAAACAAUCACCCCCGGAAGAUGGAGCCGGCAAGUUGGUACCCUUCGAAAAGGACUAUCAACCGAAAGACAUCCAACAGUUGAUCGUGCAAGAACGCGAGAAGAUUCCACCUCCCCCGGUAACGGAACAAUCCCUUUCCGGAGAUCGACAUUCGACCGAAUAUGCCGCUGCCCAAGAGAUUCCCAACUUUGGUUCCCAGUUUGGUUAUGUUUGUUCGGCUGAACCGCUCAGCGAGUUUCAACGGAGCAAUCAAUCGAAAUUGACGGAUGCUUUGCAGGGCCCUUCCAAAGUUACCUUGCAAAGCCUGAACGAAAGUAUUGACCAGUUUAUCCGGGAAGAACUACAGAAAAGGGAAACGAAUGUUCGUAUAGAAAGUUCACGGGAACCAUGCUUUGAAGAUAGCCAAUUAAGGUUCUCUCCUGACCCGAUGGCACCAGCUACUCCAAACGUGUUCAAACCGGGACGGUCAAAACAAGGUUUACAUUACGAGUUGAAAGAAUUCGGCCUUCCACCCAACACCAAGUUCGGCUAUCCGUGCUCGAAGUUCUCCAAAAUUACUUGGACACCUUCAAAUCGAGCUGGAAGACCGCAGGUCAGGGAUAUUGUCAAAGACCACCCUUUUCCGUCGACGAAUAGCUCAAUACCUAGGAGUGAACACGAACUUUCUGAGCAACAGAGGCGUGCUCGGCUAAUCCAAGGUGCCGAUACUCGGACGCGUGAUCUCUUGAACAGAUACUACGCUCAAGAGGUGGUGAAACCACGUAGGCUCGAAUACUCCGAUGUUGAAGAAGCGGAGGAAGGUUUUGAACCUCUGUUACUCGAUGAAACCCCGCCAGAUGAAAUCAUUAACCUGGACAGCUUUGAUCAAAAUCGUCUUUUUGGGGACAGUGAAAUGGCUUCACCAGAAAUUCGACGAGUUUUACGUACUUCGAGGGGUCAUCCCAGUGCAAGAAGGUACAGCCCUCAGAAACAUUCGACGGUUGAAGAAACUUUUGGUUCGUCCCGUGCCAACUUGUCAAAAGUCUCUAACCUUGAACUGGUUGACGAUCCUUCCUCACCUUUCGACUUUUAUCGUGAGGCACAAAAUCGCUAUCGAGAAAUAAUGCGAGAAAUUACUCCACCUCCAAUCAGCCGUACUCCUCAAACUAGUCGACAAUAUCAACAACCUCGAGUUACCCCUCUUCAAAGUUCACGAGUGGUAGAAACACCAGAUCAAAUGGCGGCCAUAAUCGGAAGAAUUCAACACCAAAUUAGCACAAACAAUGAGCUUUCACAAAUCAUAGCCAAGUCUCCACAAUCGGCACCAACCGAACAGCUGAAGUGCGAGUUGAAAAACAGUAACCGUGCUCUAGAUAAAAUACGAAACCAGUUGCAGCGUAUUCGAGAAUCUAACCGAGGAGGUGCAAAAAGCAAUGAAACCCUGGACCGUUUCAAUCAAUUCAAACGACAGUUGCAAAAUUUGUCCGCCCUAGUCGAUGUAACACAGAACAGUAUCCACAAGCUUUCCAAUACAAUAGAAAACGUUCCGGAGCCUACCCUGCAGAACGCUGUUUUGGAGAGCGCUUCCAUAGGGGAGAAUUUGCACCACAUUUCCCGACAAAUACGCUUCUUGAUGGACACCUUUGACAGUUCGACGGCUGAUACUUCUUUGGGUCUUAUCGAUGAAACGGGUCUAUCAGGAGGUGGAUUCGAUGAAUCGAAUGCUAUCGUUCAGGCGCUUGAGAAGUUGAAUGCAUCGAUGAUGGACGUAUUUAAGAGCCCGAAAUCUAACAAGAUUACUAACGCAGUUGAAGCGUUGCAUAAUCUUCAAAGCCUUGUUGACAGAAUGAGUAUCGGUGCAUCUACGUUGGAUACUAGUAUGCCGUAUGAAUCGUUGGCCGAUACAUUCUUGGAACUGGAAGAAUCUAUUCGAUCGGAGAUCGCUGCUGUCCAAGCGCUUUCGAAAGCUACACGUGUUCAAGAACUCGUACAGAAAUCACAAGGCACUGUAAUUGAACUCAGUGAUCUUUUGAAGAGUGUUCAAGACUUAAAACGUAAACCAUCUAGACAAAGUGAAAUAAAUGCACGAUUGAAGCAGUUGAAAGCAGGCCAACUGCGGACUCCUCCACCUAUGCCUGCAACACCUCCGAGUAAGACCCCACCUACAGCGCCAUCUUACAAACCUUUCAUGCUCGAAUCGGAAGAGUCCGAAGAUUCUUCCAAGGAUUUCCAAAUUUUACGUGAGGAAGAAAUGAGUCACGGUUUUUUGGAGGAUGUCGCAAGUCCUUCUCGAUGGGCUCGGUCCCAACCGAUGAGGCAGGAACAUCUGGACGAUUCGGCCAUGAUUACCGAUGAUUUGUUUGAAGAGGGAGUAGCUUCACCUCGCAGAGUUGAUCAAUCUAUGAGGCAGGAACAUCUGGACGAGUCGGCCAUGUUUACUGAUGAUUUGUUCGAAGGGGGUAUUGCUUCACCUAGCAGAACUCAAGGUCCACCGAGGUAUUAUCGAGCGGGUUUCGAAAGUAGCCAUGAAAAAAGCGAUACGAGGGUUAGCUUUCAAUGCCUACCCGAACAAAGCAGUUCUAACCGAGAACGAUCUACUCCAAACGUGUCUAGAGCCGAAGUUCUCGGAAGAAGUUUAGAGUCCAGUAUUUCACCUCACGCAAAGGUCGGGUAUUUACGCCCGAAGUCUGAAAAGACAGGGACUCCUCCUAAUCGUGCUGCUCGACCUCAAGACAGAAAUGUUAUCGAAGACUAUCCUCUUUCGUCGAUGCAUAGCUCAGUACGCAGACCUGAACAUGAACUUUAUCAGCGCCAAAAACGUGCUCAGUUAAUUCGAGGUGGCGACACUCCGAUACGUAAUCUACCGAACAGAUACUACGCUCAGGAAGUGGUGAAACCUCGAAGACUACAGUACUCCGAUGUUGAAGACACGGAGAAAGCUUUUGAACCCCUGCUACUCGAUGAAACGCCAGCCGAUGACAUUAUCAACCUGGAUAGCUUUAACCAAAGUCAACUUUUUGAAGACAGUAAAAUGACUUCACCUGAAAUACGGCGAUAUUUACGUUCUCCGAAGAGUACUAGACAAAAGCGUUCACCAGUAGAAAAAUCUUUAUUAACUACCCAUGACAAUCUCUCUAAAAUUUCUGAAAUUGAUUUUGUUGACGAAUCUUCCAUUCCUCUGGACUGCCUCCGUGAAGCACAACAUCGACGUAGUAAAUUGAUGCGAGAUAUAACUCCAUCUCCAAUCGAUCGUACUCCAUCUCGGAUUACCCCCCUUCUAGAUCCCCAUCGGGUAGACACCCCUGAUCAAAUGACCAACAUAAUUGGAAGAAUUCAACAGCAAAUCAACACAAACAACGAGCUCGCCCAACUGAUAGCAAGGUCUCCACAAACGGCACAGAGCGACCAGUUGAAGUGCGAAUUGAACAUCAGUAACCGAGCUCUGGACAGUAUUCGAACCCGGUUGCAGCGUAUUCGAGAAUCUAACCUAAGAGGUCCAGAACGCAACGAAUCUUUAAAUAAUUCCACCAAUCAGUUCAAACAACAGUUGCAAAAUUUGUCCGCCUUAGUCGAUGUUACACAGAACAGUCUCCACAAUCUUUCCAAUACAAUGGAAAAUGUUCCAGAGCCUGCCGUACAGAACGCUGUUUUGGAAAGCGCUUCCAUAGGGAAGAAUUUGCACCACAUUUCCCGACAAAUACGCUUCUUGAUGGACACUUUUGACAGCUCGAUGGCUGACUCUUCUUUAGGACUUAUCAAUGAAUCUGCCCUUUCCAGAGGAGAUGGAUUGGACGAUUCGAAUGCUAUCGUCCAGGCGCUCGAGAAGUUGAAUGCAUCAAUUUUGGACGUUUUUGGUGGCCCGAAACCGAACAAGAUCACCAAUGCAGCUAACGCGUUGCAAAAUCUUCAAAGCCUUGUCGACCGAAUGAGUUUUGGGGCGUCUACGUUGGAUACCAGUAUGCCGUAUGAAUCCCUAGCCGAUACGUUUUUGGAACUGGAACAGUCCAUUCAAUCAGAAAUCGCUGCUGUACAAGCGCUCUCGAACGGGAGCUGUAUUCAAGAACUGGUACAGAAAUCAAGAGACACUGUAGAAAAACUGAAUGAGCUUUUGAUGGUUGUCCAAGAUUUGGAAGAAAACGUAGGAAACCAGUCGGUUCAACCUACAAGAAAAACCGAAAUAACUACCCGUUUAAAGCAUUUGAAGGCAAGUCAACUUCGUACUCCUAGAGACAUUCCUGUUACACCUUCAUUGAAAACUCCUCCGUCUUCGCCCCAUCACAAACCUAUUACUCUGGAACUGGAUGAAUCUUCGAGGGAUUACCAAAUUUUAAGGGAAGAAGAAAUGAGUCACGGUUUUUUGGAGGACGUUGAGAGCCCACGCUGGGCGCGAUCGCAGCGUCAACCCAUGAGACAGGAACAUUUGGACGAGUCGGCGAUGUUUACCGAUGAUUUGUUCCACGAGGGUGUAGCCUCACCUCGGAAAGCUGACCAAUCAAUGCGGCAGGAACAUCUGGACGAGUCGGCCAUGUUUACCGAUGAUUUGUUCCAAGAGGGUGUGGCGUCACCUCGCCGAGCUGGUGGCAAUCGAAUCAAUGAAGAUUUCAGUCAACUAAUCAAUAGCGUAAGACAGCAGCAGGCUUCUCCAGGGCUAGGGAACACAAACGAGCAGAUUCUUCAACGGUUGGAAAGUUUGCAGGAAAAGGUCAAUCAUGUUUUGAACACAGAACGAUUUUUGUCGGGUUCGUCCAGGGGUGAUCCUGCUCAACACCAUUCGAGAAGACGGUAGAGUUAGUUCAUGAAUGAUGAUUUUAGUUUGUUCGAAAUUUUCUGAAUUCAUGGUGUUUU